UCAUGUCGACAGCCUCCUCUGGUGAACAAGCCUUGCAGCCAGAUGUCUCUGAUUCUCCCAGCCAUGCAAAUAAGAAGAGAAGUAGCAGAGCCUGUGACCAGUGCCGAAGGACAAAGAGCAAAUGCAGAAAACCGGUAGAUCCGAGCAAGCCUUGUUCAAACUGUGUCAUUGCGGGACUAACCUGUACUUUCCAGGGUCCUAGUUACAAACGAGGUCCACCUAAAGGAUAUAUCAGUGCAAUUGAGCAGCGCCUCCACCAAGUCGAAGCAGUACUUGGUGCUAUCAUCAACGCCAAUGAUCCGAGGUCUCAAGAGGUAAUAUCUGCUCUGAAGACAGAUGACAUUGCCAAAGAAAUCAUUGAUAGAGUCGACCAUGGCCCAUAUGGCUCUGUGGCCCGUACAGGCUCGCCAGCCCCUGCAGAUUUCUCAGCGACUAUACGGCAACUCAACGAGUCGCGGGAUAGCCGUGCUGCCAGAGAAUCCAGGGUGAAUAGGGAGAGCUUGUCAACGUCUCACCACGACAUUCCCGCCCCUACACCUGAAUGGCUCAGGAGACUCGAUGAUAUCUUAGAGGGCCGUGGCCAGAGUCGUUACCCUGGUUCAUCGUCAGCUGCGUCAUCAUUUGGAAGCGGACCAUCGGAAACGAUUGUCCAUUCAACGUCCGUGGUCCACAUACCAGAGAAAGAGGAGGAUCGACUGGAGAAAGUAGAAGAUGAGGAGGCGAUUGGGAGUCUGUCUGUCAAUGAGAAUGACGAAAUAAGAUAUCAUAACGAGUCAAGCGGUAUGUCGCUUCUCGACAAACUCGCGGAUAACUCUAGCGGACGCAAUUCUGGUGGCAUCUGGAGACUUCCUAUGGCGCGCAUCUGGCCGUACGCCCCAAUGCAUUUAGCGGGAAUAGGCCUUCCCCUUGAAAACAUACCGAUCCACUGGCCGUCUCGCGAGCAUGCGGACCUUUUAAUCCAGCUCUACUUUACAUAUGUUCACCCAGAUUUACCCGUCCUCCACAAGCCAACCUUUAUGGCCUUGUAUCAGUCUCAGUUUGAUAAUGAUGCAGAUAAUCCUCCGACACACGCAUCAAGCCAUAUGCAAACGAGGCUGGCGCAAUUGAUUUUACUGUCAAUAUUCACGCUUUCGAGCAGAUUUAACGAAAAGGAGAUGCCUUUACCGGAGGCUGGUCGUAUGUGGGAAGCCGGUUGUAAUUAUUUAGCGUCGGCUCGAGGUGUCUUGUAUACCGUUCUGCACACGGCAUCACUACUUAGUUGUCAGGCGUUGGUCAUCUUGGCCUAUCGCGAACUGGGGCUGGGUUCCUUUGAGCACAGCUCAUCUUUCAUGAGCAUGGCCAUUCAUAUGGCUCAAGAACUCGGAUUGCAUAGGUCGGCUGAACGAUGGCAGCGAUUCGGUGUUGACAUAUUUUCUUCUGAUCAAAAGCAAGAGAGGAAACACGUUUGGUGGAGCUGUGCUAUUGCUGAAAAGUAUUUGUCAUGCGCCUUAGGGAAGCCGGCUGUUAUUCGCUCAAGCGAUUAUGAUACGGAACUACCUGAUGAUCGCAACAUGGACCCUCAGUCUCCAUUUAGAGAGGAAGUCGAGGUCUGGCAGCCCCACAGGGCUGUUAUUCAGUCCUCGCCUCAACCGCCCGUCCUCUGUCAUACGUUAUCUACUUUCAGAGCCGCGGCUUCUCUUUCUGUCAUAACCGGAAGAAUAAUUGACAAAAUCUACGCUAUUCGUCAGAAGCCCUGGCCCAAGAAACACAGGCUCCUGAUUGAGCUCGACAAACAACUAAACGAUUGGUUGUCCGGCUUGCCCGCUCACCUGCACUAUGAUCUUACAACAAGACGACCUGUACCACCGCAAACGCUUUUCCUUCACAUACAGCAUUCCGUUGCAGUGAUUCUCCUACACCGCAGAUUCAUUCCUCGUGUCAAUCAUCAAGAAAGUGCGGCAUCAGCCCACGGGAUAGACACUUCAAAGGAAUUUGCACAGUGUCAGGCGGCAGCGGAAAAAAUCACCGCUUUAGCAUGGAUAAUCCGAGAGGUAUUCUCCCUAAAAGCGGUGUCGGCUUAUCUACCGUCGUAUUUAAUGUCUGCUGGGAUCGUGCAUCUUGCAGCUCUUGCCAUGAAUCGUGGAGAUAGAGUGCGGUCCGUUUCCGCUCUUCGCAACACACUCGUUUGUCUGCGCGACAUGGAGCGUGUAUGGCCGAGCUCGGCUCGCAACUAUGAAUUGCUUGGAAGUGCCUUAUCAAAAUUUGAAGCAGACUUACAAUCGAACAUGAACGAUCCUGACCAAUUCGGGCUAGGCAGUCAUUUUCAAGGCUAUACAGCAGCGGAGAACGCUCGAGUUAUGGCACAAUUGCUUGGAUUAGAGAUACCAGGUGUCAAUCCAACAGUCCAUCAGCCGCCAUGGGCAAGUGGAUCUGUUCCGAAUUCUUCCUCGAGCUCUCAAACCGGAUUUUCGCCUGCAUCAGCUGAUUAUACACGACCUGGUACAGUACCGCCUUCCAACGCCCCCGCUCCCGGUCAGUGGAUGCAAGAGUUUCCUGACUCGUCUAUUCCUUUCCAAGGAUAUGACUUCCAAAGUUUCACGAACUCCGAUAUGUAUUAUUAGUUGCACGCACGAGACGAAUGCGACGGAUUUGCAUCGUAUUGAUGUACGGAACGACAGUGAUUUGAUUGUAAUAAUUUAUUCAUCUGUUUCGUACUGUAUCUGUAAUAUGUACUGGACAUCGUGUAUGCGUAUGUAUGCUCGUUUUCAUGUAUGUGUAACGUCAUGUUGUCCACCCACAGUUACUGUAAU
Fomitiporia mediterranea MF3/22 is the source of this 2789-nucleotide messenger RNA. RefSeq lists its product as uncharacterized. Gene Ontology annotation, molecular function: DNA binding; DNA-binding transcription factor activity, RNA polymerase II-specific; zinc ion binding. NCBI's taxonomy places the organism in Eukaryota, Fungi, Basidiomycota, Agaricomycetes, Hymenochaetales, Hymenochaetaceae. The record is from RefSeq and is a predicted model, not a curated record. The annotation marks the transcript as partial. Gene Ontology annotation, biological process: regulation of DNA-templated transcription; DNA-templated transcription. The transcript has 25 exons.